CAGGUAAAGAAUUACAUCAUCCGGUGUGACUGCAUCAUCGCUAAAUCAGUUACUCAAUAUUUGUAAAUUGUAACGGUUCGGCGUUUGCGUUGUAAAAGUUAACUUAUAUAGUUACUAAAUUUUGGUUAUUGUGUUACACUGCUAGUGAUACUGUGCUAGUAAAAAACACACAGUUAACCCCACGAGCACUUAAGUUUCAAAAUUGCUUGAUUAUUUUUGAUAGCUAUUCUAAAAGUCUAGUAUUAUAUGUAGUUUAGACGUUUAGUUUAAGAAUUAGAGUUUACUGUUUAGUGGUAUUACUAAUACUAAUAAUACUGCUACUUCAUACCGUAGUACACGACCACACACAUUUAUCGUGGUGAACCGUUUUUAUAAUUUACAAGCUAGACAAAACUUAGAGCAACUGUAAAGUAGAAAAUGUCGUUGAAUACAGCGCAUGCCAACGGUGGAGUGUUGAUCUUUAAUGGUGAAUGCAUAUUGAUUUACUGUGAUGGAGUGGAACUACAGUUUGAAGGAUCUGAUGCCAAGCAAUUUCACGGAAACAAAAAAGGAAGAAUUUAUCUCACCACGCAUCGGGUAAGGCUUAACAUUCUACAGCAGCCUGUAUUUGGAGCUAAUUACAUCAAAGGAAAAGUAAAGGCUCAGAUUGGAGGGAACUGGACUGGUGAAGCAGUAUUUAAGCUGAAAUUUAUGAAUGGAGGAGCUAUUGAGUUUGGCCAAGCAAUGCUGGAAGCUGCCAAAAUUGCCACGAGGAACAUGUCUGGAGCACCUCCACCAUAUACACCUCCUUCUGGUCCUUUUUAUCCAGCGGCCACACAAGCUUACGCCCCCCCACCUGGAGUGUAUUAUGGAUUUGUUCCUCCAACACACAUUUUUCCUACAGCCCCACCAGCAAACAGCGUUUACAUGACUGACUUACCACCACCUUACCCUGGAGUCAACAGUUCGCCUAUGUAUGCAGGAGCAUCAGUAGGUGCCGAUGCAAAAUCCCAGGAGGCAGCACAGAGUGCUUAUUAUAACCCAGGCAACCCUGGUUAUGCCUAUAUGCCUCCACCUCCAAAUUAUCAAGAUCAAGGGGCACCCCCAUCCUACUCGGAAGCAACCAAGAAAAGUCUUUAACUCUUCAAGAUAGAGAGAGAGAUUAACGAAAACUUUUUAUUAUUUGAUUUAAAGAACUGGUUUGUCAGAUUUGUAAAAUGGCAUUAACUAAUUAUUUUGUAUUAGUGAAUUCUGAUAAAAAAAAUAGUACCUCUUAGCUUGUAAUAUUUUAAUAUGCAUCAGUGAUUGGCUAGCUUUGAGUACCAGAUAAACUGUUUCUAUAUAAAAGUGAAAUAACUAGAUGUGGUAUUAAAUUGAUGUAUAUAUAAUAUUUUCUUCUACUAGUUUAACACUAGAAAUUUGUAUUGACACUGCUUUAAAAUAAAAAUAGCAAGAUUGGGUUUAGGUUUCUUUAGGAAAAUAGUUCCGCUUUGAAGUUAUUUCUUUGAUAUUAUGUGUAUUAGUUAUAGAAAUAAUCAAAAUUUUGUCUAAAAAAAAUUGCAUUUCUGAUUUUUUUUCCUCUAAACUGGAUGAUUCCUGUACUUAUUAAAAAUAUGGUUACUGCUAAUAGCCUUUCAGUAAUUAAUGUCCAUUAGUAAACAUUUAAUUAAAAUGAUUUUAGAUUAAACAUGUUUGUAUUUAAAUAAAAUUUCUUAGAGAAUUUGUCAAAUUUAACAUUGUUGCAGUGAUUGGUUUAAUACAGCCAGUGGUUUCAUAUCUGUAUAAUUUUCUAACAAAAGUCAGAUUGAUAUUUUUAAUAUCUCAAAAGUUGAAUGAUGUCAAAAAGAUGUCUGUAUCUAUAAACAAUUUUAUCAGUGUAAAUGUUAUGUACAGAAAAAUUAGCAAUGAAUACAUUCCUGAUUUUUCUUGUUUGUUUCACUUACAAAACAUAUUCAAUUCAAAAUUGUAUAUAAAAAUUACUCUCUUGAUAUCUUUAGAUUCACCUGACACGAGGGCUUUCUAGUCAAAAUGGCUACUAUUUUACUCACUAUGUAGUUACUUGCACUUAUUUUUCUCACAAAAAGUUUCAGAUAAACAGAAUGAUGCUUUUAAAUACAAAAUUACUGUGUGUAAAACCAGAUCUAUAAAACAUGACGACCAGAGGUGAAAAGUCGUAUUCAUAGAUGUUAAAUCUACAGCCACUUUUACUUCACUAUUAUAUAAUUUGAUACAAGUUCUCUGAUUCUUUGACAUUCCAAUGUCUCCUUCUAGAUCUUCAUGUUAUUUUUAACACUAGUAUUCCACUUGUGUUUCUGUUUCAGCUCUGAUUCGAGUCCUUUAUAUUUUGGAUAACAUAUAAACGUAAGGUAUUGAUAAAUCGUAUGUUUAACAUAAUAGUGACUGUUAUUGAAUAUUUUUAAUGUUAUGAAAUGAUGGAAAUGUACGUUCAACUUAAACUGAGAAAUAAAAACCAUUAAAGUUAGUUCGUUAUUGUCAUGAUGUACGUUCAACUUAAACUGAGAAAUAAAAACCAUUAACGUUAGUUCGUUAUUGUGUUGUCAUGAUGUACGUUCAACUUAAACUGAGAAAUAAAAACCAUUAAAGUUAUUUGGUUAUUGUGUUGUCAUGAUGUACGUUCAACUUAAACUGAGAAAUAAAAACCAUUAAAGUUA
Molecule: messenger RNA, 2651 nt
Organism: Limulus polyphemus (Atlantic horseshoe crab)
Lineage: Eukaryota; Metazoa; Arthropoda; Merostomata; Xiphosura; Limulidae
Product: WW domain-binding protein 2-like
Exons: 8
Coding region: 418-1119 (233 amino acids)
Biological process (GO): positive regulation of DNA-templated transcription
Cellular component (GO): nucleus
Molecular function (GO): chromatin DNA binding; transcription coactivator activity
Source: RefSeq, a predicted model, not a curated record